Molecule: messenger RNA, 2290 nt
Organism: Pimephales promelas (fathead minnow)
Lineage: Eukaryota; Metazoa; Chordata; Actinopteri; Cypriniformes; Leuciscidae
Gene: calhm1a
Product: calcium homeostasis modulator 1a
Cellular component (GO): plasma membrane
Molecular function (GO): monoatomic cation channel activity
Source: RefSeq, a predicted model, not a curated record
CUCAUCUCCGCUCCGCAGUCUUGCUUUCUUUUCUCUCUGACAAGAUAGAGUGAACUCCCUUUCUGAAAAUGGAUAAGUUUCGGAUUAUGGUCCAGUUUUUGCAAGCCAACCAAGAGUCCUUUAUGAAUGGCAUCUGUGGGAUCAUGGCUCUGGCAAGUGCUCAAAUGUAUUCCUCUUUUGAGUUUACAUGCCCUUGUCUUCCAGCCUACAAUUAUGCAUAUUCAAUCGGAAUUCUAAUCGUGCCACCAAUAUGGUUCUUUUUACUUGGAUAUGUACUUAACAACAACAUUUCAGUGUUAACUGAAGAAUGGAAGAGACCGAUGGGCAAGCGCAGAAAAGAUCCAGCGGUUUUGCGCUACAUGUUCAGCUCCAUGACGCAGCGCGCUCUCAUCGCUCCAGUUGUUUGGAUAGCCGUAACUUUAAUGGAUGGCAAGAGCUUUUUGUGCGCUUUCAGUCCCACGGCGGAUUUAUCCGAGUUCCUCAACGAGACUUAUAAAGGCUUAUCAAAAUAUGAGCUUCAGAAAUUACAAGCAACUAUUCCAUGUGAAGACGUAUUCGAUGGGCAUGGUAUUAUCUCCAGAGAUGCGGCCACUAGGUAUAUUCGCUGUUUUUCACAGGCCUGUGGAUGGAUAUUUUUAAUGAUAAUAACUGUAGUCGCCUUCUUGGUAAGAGCAAUAAGACCUUGUUUCAGUCAAGCGGCCUUUCUUAAAACCAAAUAUUGGUCACACUACAUUGAUACAGAGCGCAAACUAUUCGAUGAAAUGUGCAAAGAGCACGCCAAGAGCUUCGCCAAGGUCUGCAUACAGCAAUACUUCGAGAGCAUCAGUGGUGAAAUUGUUCCACAACUCUCCACACCCAUGAAGAAAGGGAAAGGAAAUAAAGAUGAUGAUGGGGAAAAACAGAAGAGCGACGAGGAGAAGCUUCUUGGGAUCCGUAAAGAAGACGACAUGAAUAAAGUCCUGUGGAACUGGCAUACAUGUAAACCCCCACUACUGGUGAAUAAACGUGCUGAAGAUAUGAAUGGACAUGCACUCUUGGAUACUCACAGCUUUUCUGAUGAGCGCCACUCUCAGAAACCUAUGAAGAAAACAGCUGUGGCAUACUACUCCAAAGUCUGACUUAAUGUUUUAGUCUUACAAAUGAAGAAUUGAAUGAAGUACUUUAGCAGUACUCACUGUCAAGAGAGUCCUGUUUUUAUAUAGUCCUAUCUCAUUUAUAUUUAUUGCAUGUAACUUCCUAUUUUAUAUCCCCCAGAGACUUAAGUCGAUCUAUGUUGUUUGUUACCAUAAAUAAAUGAGAACAUAAUUAAUAGGAUAUCAUGGGCUUUGAUACGGUACAUUAAGGUGUUAAAGGUGUGACCAAUAUGAAUAGAGUGAUGAUGACGAUGUUAAUGAUGAAAAUGACACCUUUUUAUCUCCGUCUUACUAAAUUUAAGCUAUUACCUCAUUUAAAUUUGGGAGGCGUUUGUCUAAUCCGUCAGUCACCUCAAGGCCUUUUAGCAGCUGGUUAUUUUUGCUAUCUGGCAAGUUUUGAUGGUUACUAAGUGAUCAAAGUACCACAUCCUAAAUUAUUUUUCUCAUAAAACCAACAGAUAUCGCAUCCUAAACAUUAAAUCUUAUCGGAGAUUGCUUUUGAGGCUUCACUAGAAAAAUCAUUGCUGUUUUUAUAUUUGCAAUUGUAUAACUGGCUUCGUAACUCUUUAAGUUUACACCACCUGGGGCUUCUACCAUGAUGGCUGUUGAACAAACUCAGGGUUACAGGAUUAAUUGACAAAACCAAACCAAUUCAAACAGUCCUUGUUGGUACCAAGACGUUGUUCGUCAACUUUCUCUGUCGACGCAAGCUGUGAAUAUGUUACUUUGCAGCAGACGUGUCACUUUGCUCACAGCUGAUUGGUCCAGUUUUGGUUUGAGAUCUCUUGGUUUGAGAUCAGGUUAGCUGUGGUGCGUACAUCUGUGAUGAACAUCGCUAAAAGCCAAGCCACUUUUGGCACAAAAUAAACUGAAACAUAACUGGCUAAAGCCAACUAAACUGGCUUCAUGAAUCAUGGUAUAGGCCCCUGAUGGUUCUGAGCUCACAUUUUUCAUUUCACGAAAAUAAUUAUUUAGUUAUGUUCUUCAGUUUAAAGAUCAGUAUUUAUUACUAACUAAAAUUACUCACCAAUGAGGGUAUCUUAAAGCUAAGGUUCUCAGCCAGAGGUCACAAAAACUUACAAGACUUAGAUUAAUUAAACAAAUUUAGCUUUAGAAUAAGGUAAAAACAAGUCAAAAUCAAGGUACUUUUUAUUUAA